Spodoptera littoralis (African cotton leafworm) is the source of this 363-nucleotide messenger RNA. Lineage: Eukaryota; Metazoa; Arthropoda; Insecta; Lepidoptera; Noctuidae. The record is from the annotation of a GenBank genome assembly.
AUGGAUUUCUUCACUUCCAUACCAACUCAUAUUGACUAUGUAGGCCAGGCUAAAGCUGAAAAAUUGUACAGAGCCAUUAUUACACUGUUCAGUAUAGUUGGUUUCGUAUGGGGCUACAUCGUUCAACAGUUUUCGCAGUCUGUAUACAUACUGGGGGCCGGAUUCAUCUUAGCUGCAAUCCUGACUGUUCCUCCAUGGCCCAUGUACCGCCGCAACCCACUAAAUUGGCAGAACCCCAGAAGUAAUGAAGAAAAACCAGCAGGAAAGAAGGGAAGAAAUGAACAUUCCUACCUUGUAUAUGCCGCACACACCAUGACCACGAGUGCAAUUUCAUCAGUUAUGUAUUUCUUUACUCUCAAAUAA